Penaeus vannamei (Pacific white shrimp) is the source of this 1026-nucleotide messenger RNA. Lineage: Eukaryota; Metazoa; Arthropoda; Malacostraca; Decapoda; Penaeidae. The record is from RefSeq and is a predicted model, not a curated record.
AUGGGGCGUCACCAUGUGGGCGUCACCAUGGGCGAGGGGUGGGCUCACCAAGGGCAAGGGGUGGGCGUCACCAUGGGCGAGGGGUGGGUGUCACCAUGGGCGAGGGGUGGGCGUCACCAUGGCGAUGGAUGGCGUCACCAAGGGCGAGGGGUGGGGUCCACCAUGGGCGAGGGUGGGUGUCACCAUGGGCGAGGGGUGGGCGUCACCAUGGGCGAUGGGUGGGCGUCACCAUGGGCGAGGGUGGGCGUCACAUGGGCGAGGGGGCGUCACCAUGGGCGAGGGUGGGCACCAUGGGCGAUUGGGCGUCACCAAGGGCGAGGGGUGGGCGUCACCAUGGGGUGGGCGUCACCAUGGGCGAGGGUGGGCGUCACCAUGGGCGAGGGGUGGGCGUCACCAUGGACGAUGGGUGGGCGUCACCAUGGGCGAGGGGUGGGCGUCACCAUGGCGAGGGGUGGCGUCACCAUGGGCGAGGGGGGGCGUCACCAUGGGCGAGGGGUGGGCGUCACCAAGGGCGAGGGCGUCACCAUGUGGUGGGCGUCACCAUGGGCGAGGGGUGGGCGUCACCAUGGGCGAUGGGUGGGCGUCACCAUGGGCGACGGGUGGGCGUCACCAUGGGUGAACCAUGGCGAGGGGUGGGCGUCACCAUGGGCGAGGGUGGGCGUCACCAUGGGCGAGGGUGGGCGUCACCAUGGCGUCACAUGGGCGAGGGUGGGCGUCACCAUGGGUGAGGGGUGGGUGUCACCAUGGGGUGGGCGUCAUGGGCGACGGGUGGGCGUCACCAUGGGCGAGGGGUGGGCGUCACCAUGGGCGAGGGGUGGGCGUCACCAUGGGCGAGGGGUGGCGUCACAUGGGCGAGGGGUGGGCGUCACCAUGGCGAGGGGUGGGCGUCACCAUGGGCGAGGGUGGGUGUCACAUGGGCGAGGGGUGGGCGUCACCAUGGGCGAGGGGUGGGCGUCAGGUGGGUCACCAUGGGCGAGGGGUGGGUGGGCGUGGGCGUCACCAGACCGUAUAGCGAAGCCAGGUUAA